This is a messenger RNA of Andrographis paniculata, 2615 nucleotides long. Its product is annotated as probably inactive leucine-rich repeat receptor-like protein kinase IMK2. The record is from RefSeq and is a predicted model, not a curated record. Bases 111 to 2462 code for a protein of 783 amino acids. NCBI's taxonomy places the organism in Eukaryota, Viridiplantae, Streptophyta, Magnoliopsida, Lamiales, Acanthaceae. Gene Ontology annotation, molecular function: protein binding; ATP binding; protein kinase activity. The transcript is spliced from 2 exons. Gene Ontology annotation, biological process: protein phosphorylation.
AUUAAUACACUCACUUCACUUCAUCAAUAAUCUUCUUCUUUUUCUUCUUCUUCUUCACCUCAAAUUAAUCCAACACAAAAACCCUAAUUUCCUUCCUUACCAGGCUGUUCAUGGAUUCUUCGCCCUGUCGGGUCGAAAAUUUCCAUGUCCUAAUAAUCUCAGUUCUCUUCCUCAUUACAAGAACUGUCUUCUGCAACAAUCAUUGGGAUGGAAUCAUCGUCACAGAAUCAGACUACCAAUCUCUCCAGGCCCUAAAGCACGAAUUCGUCGAUCUCCGGGGAGUUCUAACAACCUGGAACACCACAAACCCCGCCGGCGCCUGCUCCGGCUGGGCCGGUAUCAAAUGCGCCGGCGGCCAAGUCAUCGCCAUUACUCUCCCCUGGAAAGGCCUCGCCGGAAAAAUCUCCUCCAAAAUCGGACAGCUCCAAUCCCUCCGCCGCCUCAGCCUCCACGACAACUCACUUUCCGGCGACAUUCCGGCGACCCUCGGCUUCCUUCCCAAUCUCCGAGGACUCUACCUUUUUAACAACAAACUUUCAGGCAAUGUCCCUCCAUCACUAGGUAACUGUCUUCUUCUCCAAACCCUCGAUUUAAGCAAUAAUAUUCUCACCGGAAUUGUUCCUCCCAAUCUUUCGAAUUCGACGAAGCUUUUCAGGCUUAAUUUGAGCUUCAAUUCCCUGUCGGGAUCCAUCCCUGUCGCCCUGACACGAUCCCAUUCCCUCUUUUUUCUUGCACUUCAGAAUAAUAAUUUGUCUGGCCCUGUCCCUGAUUCCUGGGAAUCUCCGAAUCUCCAUUUGAACACUUCCUACAACCUUCGAUCCAUCGUUUUGGAUCAUAAUCUCCUGUCGGGGGAGAUUCCAUCUUCUUUAACCAAGCUCGCCAUGCUUGAGGAACUAAGGUUAAGCCAUAACCAGAUGACAGGGAAGAUCCCUGAUGAGAUUGGUACUCUUUCCAGGUUGAAUUCUCUCGAUUUGUCGAACAAUAAAUUCUCCGGCCGGAUUCCGGACACCGUCGGAAAUCUUACAAGAAUCACCUCACUCGAUCUGUCGGAAAACAAUCUCACCGGAGGAAUUCCCGAUUCUCUUACAACUCUCAAGAACCUAACUUUUCUCGACGUUUCUUACAAUAACUUGUCCGGCGCCGUCCCCCCUGUUCUUGCCAAGAAAUUCAAUUCGUCAUCGUUCGCCGGAAAUCUCGACCUUUGUGGAUUCAACGGGUCGUCUCCUUGUCCUUCUCCACCUCCGGUGCCGGAAAACCAGCCGUCAGAGGAACCGAACCGUAAUCGUCGAAAACUGAGUUUAAAGGACAUAAUUCUCAUUACAGCAGGUGUUCUUUUAGUUAUUCUAUUAGUCCUAUGUUGUGUGCUUCUCUGCUGUCUGAUCAGAAAAAGAUCGGCGGGCUCAAAAGCCAGGAACGGCGGGAAGGCGACAGGUGGCGCCACAGUGGUUUCAGACAGGGGCGCGAAGCCGAGUCCGGGGGCUGAGGUGGAAUCCGGCGGUGGUGACGCCGGCGGGAAGUUAGUACAUUUCGACGGCCCAUUCGUUUUCACCGCCGACGAUCUUCUUUGCGCGACGGCGGAGAUUAUGGGGAAGAGCAGUUACGGAACGGCGUAUAAGGCGACGCUCGAGGACAACGACAACCAAGUUCUUGUCAAGAGACUUCGGGAAAAGAUUACAAAGGGACAGAAAGAAUUCGAGUCCGAGGUUGCGCGCCUCGGCAAGAUUCGACACCCAAACAUCCUUGCGCUUCGCGCUUAUUACCUCGGCCCAAAGGGCGAGAAGCUUCUCGUCUACGAUCAUAUGCCGAAUGGAAGCCUAGCUUCCUUCUUACAUGCUCGAGGGCCGGAGACAGUAGUCCCGUGGGCGACGAGAAUGAGCAUCGCGGUCGGGAUAACGCGGGGACUAUGUUAUCUACACGAUGAGGAGAAAAUGUGUCACGGAAAUCUUACGUCGAGCAGCGUGAUGCUCGACGAGCAAAACUGUCCGAAGGUGGCGGACGUCGGGCUAUCGAGGCUGAUGACGAGCGCGGCGAACACGGACGCGGUUGCGACCGCGGGGACGACGGGGUACCGGGCCCCGGAGCUUUCGAAGAUGAAGAACGCGAGCAGCAAGAGCGACGUGUACAGCUUGGGGGUGAUCAUGUUGGAGCUUCUGACGGGGAAAUCGCCUAGCGAGGCGAUCGACGGCCACGAUUUGCCGGAGUGGGUGGCGUCGAUCGUGAAGGAGGAGUGGACUAAUGAAGUUUUCGAUGUCGAGGUGAUGAAGGAUGCUUCGGAGAUCGGAGAUGAAGCUCUUGGUGCAUUGAAAUUGGCUCUGCAUUGUGUGGAUCCGUCGCCGGCGGCGAGGCCGGAGGCUCGGCAGGUGUUGAGUAAGUUGGAGGAGAUUAUGCCUGAUUUGGUUCGUGCGCCGGCGCCGGCGCCUGAUGAUGGUUCUUUCGCCGAGAUUCCGGCGAGGAGUGAGUGAGAGAGGAAGAGUUUAUAGAAGGAGAAGCAUAUAUAUAUAUAUAGAGAGAGAGAUAGAGAUUUGUAUUUAUUUAUUCAUUCAUUCAUUUAUGGUUUGUUCUUGAUUCAAGUUUAUAAAAUAAAGCAUAAAUUGUAUAAUACCAAAUAUAUCUAU